Molecule: messenger RNA, 817 nt
Organism: Melopsittacus undulatus (budgerigar)
Lineage: Eukaryota; Metazoa; Chordata; Aves; Psittaciformes; Psittaculidae
Gene: NRG4
Product: neuregulin 4
Exons: 6
Coding region: 332-682 (116 amino acids)
Biological process (GO): positive regulation of mitotic nuclear division; positive regulation of cell population proliferation; epidermal growth factor receptor signaling pathway
Molecular function (GO): epidermal growth factor receptor binding; growth factor activity
Source: RefSeq, a predicted model, not a curated record
GAUAGCUGCCGACUCCUUGGGACAUGGCCCCGGUGAGCCCCGGUUGUGCCCGCGGGGCUUGGACACAAGGGGAUCGUUACAGCGCGGCUGUGUCUGGUUUGUGCGGAGCCUGGGGUUACAUAAGCGAGCUUGGAGAGCAGAGACAGGAUCACGGUACGCAGAUUAUAGAGACCACGAUAAGCCCGCAGCUUGCCCUGUGCGCGCCUGAGACGGGUAACACCAGCACAGCGCGGGGCACCCGGCUGCUGCGGUGAGACGGGCGUUAACAGAACAAGGUGCCGUUUUAGAAGAAUAGCCUCUGACCAAGAUCAAAAAGUGUUGUCAGAAUAAUAUGCGAACAGAUCAUGAAGAACUCUGUGGCACCAGUUAUGGAGCUUUUUGUCUAAAUGGAGGGAUUUGUUAUAUGAUUCCUACUGUAUCCAGUCCAUUCUGCAGGUGUAUUGAGAAUUACACAGGAGCCCGCUGUGAGGAAGUUUUGCUGCCCAGCAUCAAGUCCCAAGCUAAAGGUGACCUGUUCUCAGCUUUCUUGGCUUCACUGCUUCUUCUAGGAGUUCUUGUAAUUGGAGCAUUCUACUUCCUUUGCAGGAAAGCUUCAAUUCCAAGGGCAAGUUCCUCACAGUAUGGUGCCAACCUGGUUGAAACAACAAGCAGUAAUGGCUGCAUCAAAAUAAUAACAGAGUAAAGCUUUAGAGUGGAAGAAUGCUGGAAAAGCAACAUGCAGAGCAACCAUAAGAACACAAUAGCUGUUGAGGAUAAUGCCACAAGGAAGAUGAGAGAAGAAAGUAGACUGAAAUAGGAAGCUUACUCACAUGUCAGA